Messenger RNA from Aphanomyces astaci, 201 nucleotides. RefSeq lists its product as hypothetical. The record is from RefSeq and is a predicted model, not a curated record. Lineage: Eukaryota; Oomycota; Saprolegniomycetes; Saprolegniales; Verrucalvaceae. The transcript has 2 exons. Bases 1 to 201 code for a protein of 66 amino acids.
AUGAAGAAUCAUGUGAAGACAUUGCUCCGGGAGCGCCUUGCUACGUGUAUGGCCCCCCCGCCUGAUGGCCAAACGCGGGAGGAAUUUCGUAUGGCAUACCUCGAGCACAUUGCCAACGUGGCUAUCGCAGUGACUUAUGUUGGCCCCGAGCGCCCGGGAGGCCGUCUGCGCAAGCGCGGCCGUACGAGAGCGCGGAUCUAA